CUAAUUUUUUAAAUUGCGAUUGAGGAUUUCAAAAUGCACGAAAGUUUAACCUUUUUUUAUCUUCUUUUCUUGAUUGCUUUUCAUUACUUCCCCAUAUACCACACUCUUAGAAAAUCAUUUAUGAACAACAAGUACGACUUAAUCAAUACCACCACAGCGAAUGAAAAAGAUGACAACAGAAGAAAAUCAGUAAGGAAAAGGGACAAAUUUUGGAAGCUUUUAUUCUCGAACCAACAACUGCAACCCUUAAAGAAACAGCAUCAUAAGAAACGUAGCAGCAUGGGCAACAGCAACGGUAGUUUUUUCUUUACAAGCAGAUCCAAUAAUUCAAAAAAUAAUAGCACAAUAAAAAGAACUCAAGAACAACUCAAUAAAAUUAAUACUAUCGCCAAGUAUGCCCAGCACAAUAUAUCCGUCUCUUUAGAUCCCGAAAUAUUUGAAUAUAUUUUGGAAAGUAAUGCUUGGGAUACCAAGAAAUCUUUAGCUGACUUGAUUGACUAUGAGGAAGCAUCACAUGGUAUAUUAGUUGAGCCACCUUUUGCUAGCACUUCUGCAACACCAUCUUCACUGCUUGGUUCGGAAAACGAUGGUGGCACCUCUUGCUAUAUUGACGCUUUACUCUUCGCCAUGUAUAUUUCCAAUACAACUUUCGAUCCUUUGUUAACGUAUGAUAUACCCUCAAAUGUACCUUCCACCCCCGGAAACGUUUCUGACAAUAACAAAAAUUACAAGGGUGAGAAAGAACUUGGUGAUUUUGGAGAAAAGACCGUUACUGAGACUAACGGUAUACAAAACGAGAGUAACAAUGACACUGACGCUGAUGCUGACGACGAAGAAGAUGACUAUGAACUAAAUGAGGAGAGCGAGAAAAAGAUUAAAUUACAGACACUGAUGCGAUUAUUUGUGAACAAGUUAAGAAAAGGCCAUUUCGUCAAUGCAGACUACGUGCAUUGGUUCAGAAAAGUAUUAGAAGAAGCAAAAUGGAACGGAAGAGAUGAAAAUGGACAAUGGACCCAAGAAGAUGCGAGUGAGCUGUUUCUAUUCAUUACUGAAAUUUUUGAUUUACCGUAUUUACCCGUAAGUUCAAUGCAACAGCAAUGAUACAUAAAAAGAAAGUAGAGCUAAGCUUAUAUGCAUCUUUAUAGUUUCAAAUUCGACUAUUUCAUGG
This is a messenger RNA of Mycotypha africana, 1168 nucleotides long. RefSeq lists its product as uncharacterized. Bases 34 to 1101 code for a protein of 355 amino acids. The record is from RefSeq and is a predicted model, not a curated record. The transcript has a single exon. NCBI's taxonomy places the organism in Eukaryota, Fungi, Mucoromycota, Mucoromycetes, Mucorales, Mycotyphaceae.